GCGGUCCGUGGUUCCUCCUCGGCCUCUCCGCUCGCCUGCGACAUGGACAUCGCUAUCCACCACCCCUGGAUGCGCCGCCCCAUGGGCUUCCCGUCGCUCUUCCCUCCUCGCCUUUUCGACCAGAGGUUCGGUGAGGGGCUGCUGGAGACCGACUUGAUGUCAGCCACGCUCUGCCCUUAUUACAUGCGAAUGCCCAGCAUGCAGAUGCCGAACCUGCCGAUGCCGAACUUGCCGGACACGGGGUUGUCGGAGGUGAAGAUCGACAAAGACAAGUUCUCUGUCUUGCUGGACGUGAAGCAUUUUUCACCCGAGGAGUUGAACGUGAAGGUGGUGGGUGACCACAUUGAGGUCCAUGCCAAGCAUGAGGAGCGUCCGGAUGAGCACGGCUACAUCUCCCGGGAGUUCCACCGCCGCUACAUGAUCCCCAAGGGGGUAGAUCCAGCGGCCAUCGUCUCGGCACUGUCUCCGGACGGUGUGCUCUCUAUCACUGCACCCACGACCCCGGCCGUUCCCGCGCUGGAGCGCAGCAUCCCCAUCAGCCGCCAAGACAAGCCUGCCGUCACGGGGAAGUAAUAAGGCAAGCAGCCGUGGCUUGCUUUUGCUCUCAGUUGUUGCCAGAAGCCAGCAUCUGGGGCCUGCUGUCCCUCCGCUUGUAGCCGCAACGGCAGUUCGCUCAUAAGCCUUCCGAGACAUUUCUUUCCCCGCCGCACUUCCUGCUCUGAUAGCGGAGACCUGUCGCCUUAAGGGUGGUGACCUUUCGGGGCCAUUUCCCCGCACUUGAGUAGGAUCUUCCAGGAGUAGAGAGCAAGCCUUUUCUUCCGGCUAGGAGUAUCCCUGUUGCAGGCUUCCUCUGUACCACUGUUCAUGCUGACCUCCUUGCUUUGUAUGACUAUGACUGACCUGGUGUCCAUGUAUUUGCUCAAAAACUCGAUGUCAUCUGAUGGAUACUUGCUAAUAAAGAUGAAGUCACUGA
Messenger RNA from Elgaria multicarinata webbii, 973 nucleotides. It is a transcript of the gene HSPB6, whose product is annotated as heat shock protein family B (small) member 6. The record is from RefSeq and is a predicted model, not a curated record. Gene Ontology annotation, molecular function: structural constituent of eye lens. The coding region runs from base 43 to 573 and encodes 176 amino acids. The transcript is spliced from 3 exons. Gene Ontology annotation, cellular component: nucleus; cytoplasm. Gene Ontology annotation, biological process: protein refolding; response to heat. Lineage: Eukaryota; Metazoa; Chordata; Lepidosauria; Squamata; Anguidae.